Messenger RNA from Medioppia subpectinata, 519 nucleotides. NCBI's taxonomy places the organism in Eukaryota, Metazoa, Arthropoda, Arachnida, Sarcoptiformes, Oppiidae. The record is from the annotation of a GenBank genome assembly.
AUGCAAAUCAAAUGUGUGUUGAAUUGUUGUGAGAAUGUAUUGACUAAACAAUCGUCAAUACUAUUGAGACAAUUGAAUGAGGGCCAGGAGUUGAACAAAACGAGACAAUACUUCUAUUAUAUCGAUCACAACGGAAUGAUUGCAAUUCAUAUCACAAUUUUGCAAUUCAUUACAAUAUGUUGCGAUGAUUUGCCGAUAGUGUUCACUCAUAUAAUCAAUGAUAACGACAAUUACCUGUUGUCUUACGGUUAUGCCGACAAAUUACUGACCGUUCCCUUUGAGCCCAAAACUUUAUAUAUGAGACCAGAAUGUGUUGAUAGUAUUGAGGAGACGGGCGGUCGGGUGUAUCACAAAGCGAUGGAUAGAGUGGGAGGCGUUGGACUCGUGAGGUCUAAGUUGGCCUAUCAGUUGAGCAAACACUUCGCAUUCAAAGACAACACCAAAACCAUUCCCACACACUUUGAAUGGAUGGGACAGACGUAUGAAUUAACAAACGAAUUGCAAUCAAAAUUACUGUAG